AUGAUAAAGUAUAGAAGAGUCAUACUAUUGGGACUACUUAUUGUUCUUUGCGGUGGAUUUUUCUUUUACAUAGAGAGUAAAGAAGCUAGCUACCAAAGACUGAAAUCUAAUUCUAAUGCAAUAUCAUCAGAUAAGAAACAAAAGCUAGAAGAAUACAAUCUAGUUCAAGGAAUAAUUGAGCCAUGUACAGCGACUAAUCCCAUAAACCAUGGGUUUAUUGAUUUAAGAGGUCUUUCAUCCAGUGCAAAUGAAGGUAAAGCUUUGCCUUGGACCUCUAAAGGUUAUGAUAGCGGACACAACUACACUAUAGGGAUAUGUUCGAACCCUUUCAAAAAGCAUCAUGACGAGGUAACGGAGAUGAAGGAUGGUGUAAGUGCUGAAAAAGUUGGUGCUUAUUAUAGAGAUUCAAAGAGUAGUAAAUAUGUUUCUCUAGGAGAAUAUUCCAGUACCCCAGUUUUUAGAGGAAAGAAGCUUACCUUGACAUAUGAAAAUGGGUCUGCCUGUGAUGGUUUAAUUGACAAGACAACUGGGCAGUUAAUGAGGAAGUCUACCUUGUUGACAUUCACUUGCGACAGAGAGAUGCAAGGUAGGGCCACCGUUUCGUUCAUUGGUUCCUUCAACGACUGCAACUAUUUUUUUGAAGUCAGAUCUCAUGAAGCGUGCCCAACUGCAGCUAAAGAGAGCAAUUUAGCUGUAAUCUGGAUCUUUUUUCUGAUACUUUUGGCCGCCCUCUUCGUUUACUUUUCGGGAGGUCUCUUGUACAAGCACAUGAAAUCAGAGGGGCCAAAAAUGCAAUAUAAGUCAUGA
Molecule: messenger RNA, 807 nt
Organism: Priceomyces carsonii
Lineage: Eukaryota; Fungi; Ascomycota; Pichiomycetes; Serinales; Debaryomycetaceae
Exons: 1
Coding region: 1-807 (268 amino acids)
Source: RefSeq, a predicted model, not a curated record